Messenger RNA from Lolium rigidum, 357 nucleotides. Its product is annotated as MFS18 protein-like. The transcript has a single exon. The record is from RefSeq and is a predicted model, not a curated record. NCBI's taxonomy places the organism in Eukaryota, Viridiplantae, Streptophyta, Magnoliopsida, Poales, Poaceae. Bases 1 to 357 code for a protein of 118 amino acids.
AUGGAGAUGUCUACCAAGGUGGUGGCGGUGCUCGUCCUCGCCGUGCUGGCGGCGGCCUCGACCGAGGCGAGGAACAUCAAGACGACGGAGGCGGCCAGCAAGGACGCGGUCCUGCAGCCGACGACCUUCCCGCCCUUCGACCGCUUCGGCAGCGCGUCCCCGGCGUUCGGCGGCAUGCCCGGGUUCAGCCUCCCCGGCAGCAGCGGCGCCACCCCGGGCCUCGGCGGCAUCGGCAGCAUGCCCUUCCUCGGCGGCUCUUCCCCAGGACUCGGCGGCUCACCGGGCCUCGGCGGCUUUGGCCGCAUGCCGGGCUCCCCCGCCGCCGCCUCCGUCGACGAGCACGCCCAGAAGCCCUGA